GAAGUGUUUAUGUGUGUGUAGUUGGGAGACUCCGUUGGACUGAAACAGUCUGAUUAGAAGCUCGGAGUGGAGAGGCAGAGACUGAAGAUUCAAAUGACAAACAUGGAUCCCUCUGAGGAGUUCAACUAUGACUACCAUGAAAACAUCAGCUUUAACUUCAGUUAUGAAGACUACCCCACCCCCUGUAGGAAGGGGGACAUCCGCUCUUUUGCAGCUGUCUUCCUCCCCAUCAUGUACACCAUGUGUCUGGUUGUGGGACUGGCAGGGAACGCCUUAGUCGUGGCGGUCUACGCCUACCACAAACGUCUCAAGACCAUGAUGGAUGUCUUCCUGACGCACCUGGCUGUGGCCGACCUGCUGCUGCUCUUCACACUGCCUUUCUGGGCUGCAGACGCAGCAAGGGGCUGGGAACUGGGUGAAGUCAUCUGUAAGAUUGUGUCAGCUUGCUAUACUGUCAACUUCACCUGCUGCAUGCUACUGCUGGCUUGCAUCAGCCUGGAUCGCUAUUUAGCGUUAGCUAGAGCGCAAAGGAGCGACCAAAGAGGGCGGCUGGGAAGGAUGUUCAGCCGGAGACACUGUUGGAAGGUGUGUUCUGUCGUCUGGAUGAUAGCUUUCUUCCUCGGUGUUCCUGAUUUGGUUCUUUCAGAAGUAAGAUGGAUGUCUGGCAGGAGCAUCUGUCUGGCUAUCUAUCCUCCAUCGAUGGCAGGAGGCGGGAAGGCUGCUCUGGAGAUAGUCGAGGUGCUGCUGGGGUUUCUUCUUCCUCUAAUCGUCAUGGUGAUCUGUUACUGCAGAGUGGGCUGGACACUGAAAGAACUUCCUAUUGAGAGCAGAGGAAAGAAGUGGAAAGCUCUGCGUGUUCUCCUCAUCGUAGUUGGAGUCUUCGUGGUCACUCAGCUGCCGUAUAACGUGUUGAAGGUGUAUCGAGCAAUGGACUCGGUCUACAUCUUGGUGACUCACUGUGGGACGAGUAAAUCAUUGGAUCAGGCUGCACAGGUAACGGAAGGUUUGGCCCUCACUCACUGCUGCCUUAAUCCCAUCCUCUAUGCCUUCAUGGGGUCAUCAUUCAGGCAGCACAUGAUGAAGGUGGCUAAGAAAAUUGGUGAGAGGAAGAGGAAGAGGAGGAGGGAAAAUCCAGCAGUGGAGGAGGGCAUAGAAAUGUCAUUUAAUACCCAAAAUGCAUCGCAAGAGACGAACACCUUUUCAAUAUGAAAUACCUAUAAUGCUGAAGUGUUAAUGAUCAGACACAUCUAAAAACAGAGCAUGUUUUCUCUUAUGGCCUCAGUUGAUUAAAAACCAGUUAAGACAGUAAUAUAGUCUGUCUGCUUGUACUUGAGCUACAAAGAAGGCUAGGUUUUCAUUUUUGCAAGCAUAAUAUUUCACAUAAAGUAAUCGAGCAAUCAAUUCUUUAAUCACUGACUUGAGCUGCAAAUAAAACAAGACUUAUGCCAUUUUCACACUUUCAACAGGAAAUUGCAAAAAAGAUGAUAGCCAAAAAAAUAAAAAAUAAAAACAGGAGAAAUCCAAGAUGAUGGAGGAAGUAACUGAAUCAGACGCUGUGAUGGUUCCAGGUUUGAGUGGUCUUUCGGAUAUGAUAUCUUAACAACUCUGUAAGGAAUUUUCUUUAACUUGAAAAAAUGUCCUCUCCAACUUGAGGAUAAGCUGGUUACAUUUUAGAUGUUUUGCUUUAACGAAACAUGUCAGUGUUGUUGACAAAUAUUGAGGCCUUGAUUUCAAACCUGAGCUUAAUAGGUUCAGGUUCACAGCAGGAGUAAAGAAAUUGCCAUUAAGUGUGUCUUCCUGUGGCCAGUAGGGGGCGCUUUGAUGAUAUGUUUGCAUGUUUAGUGUUUUACUGAUGUCUUGAAAGAAAAUUUUGCAAAACACGGAAUUAUAAAUACAAAAGUUAUUACCGGUUAAAGUCAUGUAGUACCAUAAAAGUCUUAUUUUGAAAUUAAUGCAAAGUAAGUGAACUUUCUGUCUGGAUUUUGUUGUUGUUCCAAGAGGCUUUUUUGCAGGUUUAGUGAUGAUACAUAUGCAGAGUCAAAAUCAUAAGCCUAGGUUGAAUGUUGUGUGGGUUAUUGUUUGAAGUGAUGUUCCUACAGUGAUGUGAUGUUCUUGAAAAAACAUCAUUUCUAACAUUGGGGCCAGAUUGUGGCCUCAUCCUAAAGCAAAAACUCAAGCUUCUGAUAACGUUCAUUUCCAACUUAUCCCGAAUCAGCAAAAAAAAAAAAUCUGGAGUAAGUCAGAUGCAAAUCCCUAGGAGGAGUUUUCUAAAAUGUACGGCCUGUAAAGUGUAGAAGAAAUGGCAAAAUUUGACAUAAAAAUUAAACCUACUGAACAAGGCAGAGAGGGAGAGCCAUCCCCGCUGCCAGAGGAAAGUGUCAUUCUGCUGGAAAAACUGACAUCUAAAGUUCGAUCUUUAAAUCAGUGGACAUUACUGCAAAACUGAUUAAGAUAUGACAUUCACAAGACAGACUGCAUCCAUACAGAUGGACAACUUGAGAGCAUAAUGCCUCCAGUCCUGGCUGUUGCCAGAACAUAAGCUUCGAAACACUAAAAGGAUGAGUCUAAUAAAAUAAUGGAUCAGUCUUGUAAAAGGACAAAGUCCAUUAAAUAAAUAAAACCCAAAAAGUAUUUUAUAAACCUGGAAGAGAAUAAAGUUUUGCAAACUUGUAAAAAAAAAGAAUCCAAACCAAUCUCGGUGAAAACUGAGAAAAUUGUCGUUUUAAAAGUAGGUUUCUACUUAAACUUAAAUUAUCUGGUUUUGGUUCAAAAAGGAAGAAACUGAAAUCCUCCCAGGAGUUUACAAGAAACACCUGACACCUUUCAGCUGUCCAAACAGCACAAAGAAUAUUAAAACUGAAUUUGAUACUCUGCCAGAAGCAAACAAAGAAAUGGAGCGAUAAAGAGAAACAGAAGUAGACCUACAGUAUGAGUGAAGCUGUCAGUGAAAUAAGUCUUGUUCUUCAGCAAACAUCUUUGUCACAGCUGGUUUGAAGAAAUCUAUUCAUCUAUAAGCUACACCAAUCCUCCUACCUUCUCUAACUGUAACAUUCCUAAAUAAAUCCUCCGUCAUCUCAGUGGUAUACAUCUGCUCAGGAUACAAACCAGGUGUACUACACAUGCCUGUACCUGUACCAUGAAGUGAGAAUGUAUUAUUUUAAUUUCCUCAUGUUGCUUUAGUUAAUGAUCAGAACUGUUCUUUCUCAGGGCAAAUGGACCUUACAUUUUCCAUGAAACCAAAGGAUAACUGGAUCAAACCAGGAAUCUUGGUCUAAAUGCAGUGUCACUUGAAGUCUUUUGCUUUUGUGCCUAAUCUACAACAGCUGAGAUUUACCUUCCUGUCAGGAGGGGAAAAGCCACACUUUAGUUGCUUCCACAUUCUCAGAACAUCUGAGAACAUUUACUGCAAACGUACUUCACAGUUUAACUCUGAGUCCUCAGCAAUGCCUGCACAAGCGACUGGAAAACAAGUUUUCAUGGGGUGAUGACAAACUAUUGGCAAGAAAUCUUUUGAUACGGUUGAAAUGAGGGAAUGUCAUUUUUAUGUCUGCAGCUAUCAUUAGGAUUGGCUAGCAAUCUUAGAUGACCUCAGGGCCCCAGGUCAGGCAGUGAGGUCAUGAGAGUCGGCUGUAGAAGUCCCCACUCUUCAGGUAUGCUGGUUGUUUCUUAAAAUCCCACAUAUUCUAGCUUUUAACACGGUACCGUACAGACAGAGUGACUCCAAGGGAGAUUAAAUACUUGGUUAGUUCAGAAGUGACAGGGUGAGCAUAUUACUGAACAUGCUAAAUGUUAAGAUUACACUGCAGGGAUAAAUAUACAAACAGCAGUGGGAUUCCUCAGAGAACUGGUAUUGGCACCCUGCUAUUCCAUGGCUGUUGAUGUCAUCUUUCACCUUGGCCAAAAACUGAGUAAACUGUGCAGCAUAAGCCAUCUGAGUGUCCUGUGUCUUCUUAUCUCAGUGUUUGAAUGAUUUCCACAUCAGUAUCUAACCAUUGCAAUUGUUCCUCUUUAACACCCUGUAAACCCAGAAAAAAACAUUGUUGGUAUCCACGUGCAGCCUCUUAAAGGGGGUGUUUUCACACAUUUAAACAAUGAGUCACACACUAAAAAACGUUGAUAAAUCAGUAAUGUUGUUUUUGAUUACCCUUCCCAAACUGGUUACAUCAUCUUGUUCAAAGGCAUCGGAUCUCAACCUUGGGAAUGGGACCCCCUCGAAGGGGUACAAGAGGUUUCAGAGGGAGUGUGAGGCCCUGUCUACUCUGAGGUUGUUCAAAUUAGAUUUACUUAUACUAACUUAAAAUACAGAUGUCUUUUGGUAAGAAUGCCUGUAUGUGGACCUAUUUUGUUUCGAUUUAAACUAUAAAAACUAUUCAAAUUUUUCUGUGUGAGUCCUAUGGGGCUUAAACUCUUCUUAGAUUCAGGAAGAAAGGUUGAAACCACUGUUGUUAAAGAAGCGAAAGAUAUGUUUUUACAUUUAGUAUCAUUCAAUAGCAAGGCAACUGAAAAAUCUUUAUCUAUACUGGUUUUAGAGAGGAGUCUUUAUUCAUCAACUGUCAAUGCCUCAUGAACUUGUUGGAGUCAGGUGUCAGAGAUUUAUUAAUACCUGCUGACACAACAGUGCUUUAAUUUAAGUUAAAUAAACAUUGAAAAAACGUAAGGAAAACUGUGCUUGAUAGAUUGUUGUAACAAUGCUUCUUGGCAAUCGGUCUUAUACCAUUGGACAGUCUGUUUAUAACCCUUUAAAAUGGUGCCACAUCUGUAAGAAGAAUGCAUUUGUGGGAGCAGAGCCACACAAGUGUAUGGGUUGUGCCAAGAAAAAUUUGCCAAAUCUUCUCUGCCAAGGCCAAAGAGUUUAUUCUGCUAUUGCUAUUGAGCUUCUGGUACCAGUAUGUGCAGCAAUGAGUCCAGAUUCUGCCUAAGGCAGUUGGAUCGUAGGGUCAAAGUGCGGAGAAGAAUGCUAUACUGUUUGCUACACAGAACAUAUUUUGAUUGAGGCAGUGUGAUGGUGUAGGGCAACAUCUCCCUCACUGGAUAAACCAGGUUUGUCAUCAUUGGAGGCAAUCUCAAUGCAGAGAGAUGAGAUUCUUGAGUGUGAUGAUCGUGCCAGCGUGACUAACAUAACCACAUUGGCUAACUUUCGACCAAUACUGGUUGAACAAUGGGAUGUCAUCCCACAGCAGUGUGCAGCUGAGGACGAAGUGCUAGGCUGUUGUGGCUGUGUUUGGUUCUUCCACACACUACUGAGGCUCCUGUUUUUUUACUUAAUUAUUAAAUUGUCAAUAUGUUUUGUUUCUUCAAUCAUCCAAUCCACUAAACAACACCAAACAGGAAUCAAUUGCAGAAUAAGCUGUUUGGCACUUGGCAGAGAAGAUCUGGCAAAUUUUUCAUGGGCACAAUCCACACACUCAGCUCUGCUGCUCAUCCUGCAAAUGCGGCACCUUUAAAAGGGAAAUUAACAGGCUUUCCAGCGGUACAAGAUUUAUUGCCAAGAAGCGUUGUUACAACAAAGGAAUAGUUUACCAAACACAAGUUUCAAUACUUUUUGUACCAGGUUUAUAUUUGAGGCUAUAAUUGGCUUAAUUCUCAUUUAAUGUCUUAAUUCUGAUGUUAAAAGGGCGUCCCGACUACACCAACAUCUCAGGCUUGCUAUUUGUUAUCCAAGAUUACUGAUUGGAGGAAAUUAGUGUGUUGUCUUGUAAGUCAUAUCAGAUAUUGGACAAAGACUGUCAUUACUUGUGAUCUGCACAAGUGUGAUGUACAGUUGCUAGAAAAAGUAUGUGAACCCUUUGA
Molecule: messenger RNA, 5790 nt
Organism: Cheilinus undulatus (humphead wrasse)
Lineage: Eukaryota; Metazoa; Chordata; Actinopteri; Labriformes; Labridae
Gene: ackr4a
Product: atypical chemokine receptor 4a
Exons: 2
Coding region: 94-1209 (371 amino acids)
Biological process (GO): chemotaxis; G protein-coupled receptor signaling pathway; immune response
Cellular component (GO): membrane
Molecular function (GO): chemokine binding; scavenger receptor activity; chemokine receptor activity
Source: RefSeq, a predicted model, not a curated record